UUUCGCGCUCUCAAACCGGAAGCAGUUGUAUCCUCACAAGCAAGAACAGCAACACGGUCGAAGAAGGGGGCGAAUAAAACGGAACAUUCAGGGACACAGCCCCCGUUUUCAGUCUCAUCGGGGUUCCUGAAAGCCUUUGACACCAUGGCGUCCCUCCUCUUGAAGCACCUGGCUGCCUCCCUGACCCGCCAAGUGGCCCAGAUGAGCAGGUUAAAUGUGACUUCCUCCUCCUCGCUAGCAGCUGGUGCCUACAGGCGUCUCUGCAGCCUCACCUCAGCUCCCCGCAUGCCACUCUUGUCGUCAACCAGAGUCGGCUCCAUCGAGCCCGGCUCCUCCGCUCGGUCUCUGUUGGGACAGUGUCGGCACCUUCCCUGCAUCCAGCCCUCUGCGGGCAUGAAAACCAAGUCUGCCCUGAAGAGGCGCUGCAAAGACUGUUUCAUUGUUCGCCGGCGGGGCCGUUUGUUUGUGUUCUGCAAGACGCAUCCGAGACACAAGCAGAGGCAGGGCUGAAAUGUACAGAUGAGUGUUGAGAAGAUUGAGCUUGUGGAAAUUGAGAAGAACUGUGACUUUGAAAAUAAAGUGUUUUGGCUAAAGGA
Molecule: messenger RNA, 596 nt
Organism: Cyclopterus lumpus (lumpfish)
Lineage: Eukaryota; Metazoa; Chordata; Actinopteri; Perciformes; Cyclopteridae
Gene: mrpl36
Product: mitochondrial ribosomal protein L36
Exons: 2
Coding region: 145-510 (121 amino acids)
Biological process (GO): ribosome biogenesis; translation
Cellular component (GO): mitochondrial large ribosomal subunit; ribosome
Molecular function (GO): structural constituent of ribosome
Source: RefSeq, a predicted model, not a curated record